UGUAUGCUCCUCUUUUCAAACCAGUAAUCUGCACAUUUCCUCAUCACGAUGAAGCUGAUUCUGUCUCUCUCUCUCUCAUCUGGAUGCUCUCCAGCACAGCUGCAGCUCUUCAGUGUCUUACAAAAGAAAGAUUCAGCAACGAUACAGUCCUACAGCCUUGUGAAUCUGAUGAUGACUUGUGUGCAACAAUUGCCCAUCGAGAUUCCGGAGGAAUGGAGAUGAGUAAGGGCAUCGUCCAGUCAUGUCUGCCGUCCUAUCUCUGCGAUCAGCCAUUUUCAAUGAGUUUUGGUGCUUGGAAGUUGGCUUCAUCUGUUCAUUGCUGCAACACCGAUGGCUGCAACAACCAACAUAUACCCUACCCUGAUUUACAAGCAAAAAAUGGCCUGCAGUGUGUCAGCUGCAUUACUCGAGGUUCUGUCUGUAAUGAGACAAUAGAGUGUGUGGGAGCCCAGGACCGCUGCUUCAGUACAAAUGAGACAGUUCAUAACAGCCCCCUUUCUUUCCGUGGCUGUAUGUCUACAAGCCGUUGUGUUACUCCUCAUCUGAGAGACGUAAGCGUUGGCGGUAUUCACUUGAUGCCUCCCGGUGAACUAAAAUGUUGUGGAACCAGCUUCUGUAAUUCAGCCAGGGCCAUCAAACUGAGUGUUGUUCCUGUGCUGCUUGGUCUCAUUUCCCUUAUCAUCUAUUAGAACCAAGAGUGAAACAGAGUUGAGUGGUAAACUGAAAAACAAACAAGCAGAAACAUGUCACUCAGAGCAGGAUUAGUAAUUUCACCUAAUUUGUGUGGUUUAGCAAAAGUAGCAGUGUAAUGUAUUGUGUGUAAGCCAACUGCACCUGUCAUCAUUUCCCACUCAGAGUUAAAACAUUUGACAAUUUUAACUAUAACAGCAGCACCCCAAUAAAGACCACAUCUCCAUGUAAUGAAACAAUACUGUAUACUCAGUUGCCAGUUUAUUAGAUACACCUAGCUAGAACUAAUACAAUCUCAUAACCCCAUUGGCACAAAAUGUCGUAUAAAUGCCACGACAAUGCGCAAGGCGUUUAAUGUGCAAUAAGUACUCCUUUCUUGAUUUCCGCGUGUCAUUUGGUGCGCCAUGUAUCCUGUACUGACUGCGAUGUAAACGCAUCCGCGUAUAAAUGCUACGUGAUCAUUUUUGAUCGGUGUUUCGUUUUGUAAAUUACGUUAGUGGCGUUCGUCACGUGACAUUUGUCACAUGUUUUUUAUUGACGUUUGUGACGCGUUUUCUGUAGUUGUGUUAAGUUGUUUCCAAACGUGUUUUACUGAAUUUACUUACCCAACCAUGAUGUUUUCCCUUACCCUAACCCUAACCCUAAGUGUUUUUCUUGCCUGAAUCUAACUGUGGAUGUUUGCGCGGCGUACAAAUGACACACGAAAAGGCUAAAAUGCGUACUCAUGACACACAGAAUGUCCGUAUAAUGUCGUGGUAUUUAUACGCCUUCCCACGAGACCAGGUUGGUCUCAUACAACUAAAUCCUCCAUGAAGGUUUUAACGUUUGUAGGAUGUUGAAACAGAGAGGUGUGUCUGUUAUUAAGCCUACCUUCAUUGAUAUAAAUGGGGUGGACAGAAUAAUAGAAAUACCUGUCAGUGUAAUGCAAUACAAUUCAACAGCAACAUAAACUACAACCUCCAAAAUGAUCAUACAGUUGAAUCAAACCCUCUUUAAAGCAGCUUCAACACAGGCUGAACAUUAUAACCCUCUUGAAGGUGGAUUUAUCGCAGAUUUGUGACUGCAUUUAUUUUAGCUAAGUGUACCUACUGUAGGUGGCUAGAGUAGUAGAGCUGUGUGUUGGCAAGAAUCUGGCGAUACGAUACGUAUCAUGAUUACAGGGGUUACGAUUCAAUAUAUUGCGAUACUGUAAGCUAGGCAAUGUAUUGCGAUUUUUUAAAUCUAAUUUUAGGAAAA
Messenger RNA from Sebastes umbrosus (honeycomb rockfish), 1926 nucleotides. Its product is annotated as phospholipase A2 inhibitor and Ly6/PLAUR domain-containing protein-like. The record is from RefSeq and is a predicted model, not a curated record. NCBI's taxonomy places the organism in Eukaryota, Metazoa, Chordata, Actinopteri, Perciformes, Sebastidae. The coding region runs from base 84 to 689 and encodes 201 amino acids. The transcript is spliced from 5 exons.